AUGACCCGUGAGUGUUUCCUCAGCUCCCCCGGUAUUGGCGGCGCUAACUGUACUGUUCACAAAGCCCGGCGUUGUCUACGGCUGAUCGCCAGCGGUGUAUCAACUCUUUUGCCGCCGUUUAACUUUCUCUCCCUCCACUAUACGUACUUUAUCGUUGUUUCGUUGAUCAGUAGCUUGAUCUUCUGGGGGGCCUCGAAUCCUCCACGGAGCGUUUCGUAUACCGAUGCCUUGUUUAUGUGCGUCAGUGCCAUGACAGGCACUGGACUAAAUAGCGUCGAGGCGUCGACAUUAACCACGUUUCAGCAAGUGAUUAUGUUUGUGCUUCUCAUGCUCGGUCAUGCCAUCCUUAUUUCAAUCACUGUCCUUCACGUUCGGAAAAGAGCAUUCCAGCAUAAAUUCAAAGGGAUAUCUCAUGCUCUUGCGCAGAGGACUGCUCAGGAAGCACCGGCGCCUAACCGAAACGAGGACAAGAGCUAUCCAGCGGCAGAUAAUGUUCCUAUGGAGCCUCCAACUAUUUCUUCUGCUGAAAUCAACGUUCAUUUCACAAAUACUGGCGCCCAGGGCGUCUCGCAUGAUCAACCACGCAAGGCCAUGGUUGACCAGCCAUCAAAUCUGAAAAGUGAAAAUGAAAGACACAGAGAUAACUACCAGCCAAUAAACAAAGCCCAACUGCUCCAGUUGGGCAUAUGGCGAGGCACCCAGAAAUACUUCGAGUCCAAAGGACUCAUCUCGCGGAAUUCUCAGUUUCACGGACUGACGCUGGAAGAGAGAGACCGACUUCUAGGGGUCGAGUACAAGGCUGUCUCGUUCUUAUCAGUAAUUGUACCUUUGUACUGGGUAUUGUUCUUGUGCUGCGGUAUUCUGGGCAUGGGGAUAUGGCUAGAGGUCAAUAAACCGCAAGUUCCUCGAGAUAAUGGUCUGUCGCCUUUCUGGACCGGAGCAUUCUUCGCGGUAUCUGCAUUUGUGAAUAGCGGUAUGGGCAUUUUGGAUGCGAAUAUGACGGCUUUACAGACGGAUGCCUACCCCCUCAUCACCAUGGGACUUCUGAUCCUCGCCGGGAACACCCUUUAUCCCUGUUUUUUGCGCUUGAUCAUUUGGUCUGUGAGACGGAUGCUGCCGGAUCAACAGGCAUGGAAAACUUGGAGAAGUACUUUAGAUUUUAUUCUAGACCAUCCUCGAAGAGUCUAUACGAACCUUUUUCCGGCUCGCCACACAUGGUACUUACUAGCAACAGUUGUCAUAUUCAAUGGAAUUGACUGGGCUGGAUUUGAGGUCCUUUCAAUCGGGAAUAAAGAGAUUGAGGGAUUGCCAACAGCAUACCGUAUAAUGGAUGGCCUGUUUCAAGCAUUAGCUGUCCGAGCUGGAGGAUUCUCAGUCGUCACCAUUUCCGACUUGCGUCAAGGGUUGCUGGUCUUAUAUGUCGUACUAUUAGUUUCAGCUGGACCUGCCGUUCUAAUAGCACGCAGGCACACAAACGUCUACGAAGAACGCUCUCUUGGUAUCUAUGCCGAGGAUGAAACCCUCUACGGUCACGACAAGCGCCCCCCAAACACGGUCACCAAUUUUCUGCGCCGUCACCUCUUCCUCAACAAGGAAGGCACCCGGAGGCAUUUCCUCCGCGAACAAUUAAAAGACCAGCUCAGCCACGACCUUUGGUGGAUCGCGCUUGCCGUCUUCUUAAUCUCUAUCAUGGAGUCCAGCAACUACACCAAAGAUCCCGUAGGAUAUUCGACCUUCAACAUUCUCUUCGAAGUCAUCUCUGCCUAUGGCUGCGUCGGCAUUAGCACCGGCUACCCUGGCCGGGAUCUGUCAUUCUGUGGAGUAUGGCAUUCGCUUAGCAAGCUUAUCUUAGCAGCGGUUGCGCUUAGGGGGAGACAUCGAGGGCUGCCGGUUGCUAUUGAUAAUGCGAUUAUGCUGCCAAGUGAGUCAAACGCCCAGGCGUGGGCUGAAGAGGAGAAUGUGGUUUCGGGAAGAGAGCAUCAGCAGGUUGGACAUCUUGGGCCUGGAAUUGUUUGA
Aspergillus nidulans FGSC A4 is the source of this 2016-nucleotide messenger RNA. RefSeq names its product putative potassium transporter. The coding region runs from base 1 to 2016 and encodes 671 amino acids. The record is from RefSeq and is a predicted model, not a curated record. Gene Ontology annotation, molecular function: potassium ion transmembrane transporter activity; monoatomic cation transmembrane transporter activity. Gene Ontology annotation, cellular component: membrane; plasma membrane. NCBI's taxonomy places the organism in Eukaryota, Fungi, Ascomycota, Eurotiomycetes, Eurotiales, Aspergillaceae. The transcript has 6 exons. Gene Ontology annotation, biological process: transmembrane transport; potassium ion transmembrane transport; monoatomic cation transmembrane transport.